ACAGAUGUAUAAUAUCCGCUCCCCGUCGGAACGUCAUAGAUGUGGGACGGGAGCGAUGGAAAGAUGGCGGCCGCUAUGGUACAGAUGUCAUGUUUGUAUCGGGGUAUGUUAGCGGUCAGGGCCACCGGCAUCAGGACACUGAUCCCCGGGCUGGUCCCGGCGCAGUUCCGAGCCUUCUCAGUUCGGAAGGAGCCGGAGCUGGAGGAGAACCCGUACUACAGCAAGUACCAGGACAAGAUCCAGAAGCUGCGCAGUGCCAAACCACAGGAGUACAAGGCCCGACUGGAGAAACGACAUGAGGCCAAGAAGGAGGUGCUCGGAGACUCGAAGCAGGCUGAGUUCGUCAAGCUCAUGGAGCAGGAGUUGGAUAAACGGGACAAGAUGGCUGCUGGUGAUGGAGCAUCUGGAGGCUUCACAAAGAACAAGACACUGGGCUCCAUCCUCAACAUGGAAAUGAUCCAGGACAAGACGGGCGAGGAGAUCGCAGAGCUGUGGAUGAAAUAUUAUUCAACGAAGGACACAAUCAGCGCCGUCAUCCCAACACAGAUAUAUGAGAUGAUCUUCAGCAGGUCAAAGUCCUGUCCCAUGUUCCUCUACGCUUUGCCUCAGAAGGAGGGUUAUGAGUUCUAUGUGGGUCAGUGGUCUGGACACGAGCUACACUUCACCUCCCUCAUCAACGUCCAGACGCUGGGCGAGAAUGCUCCCAGUCAGCUGAUCCUCUACCACUACCCAGACCUGAAGGAGGAGAAGGGUGUGGUCCUCAUGACGGCUGAGAUGGACCCCAAGUUUAUAACUGUCCACCAGGCUCAGUGCUUGGCCAAUCAGGUGCAGCUGUUCUACGGCACGCAGAGGCAGGAAACAUACCGAUUGGUGGAGACAUUUAACCACCACCCUGUGGACUUCAAACACAUGUCAGUGAUAGCCGAGCUGGAACAGAGUGGUUUGGGGCCAGCAGUGGCCCCUGGAGGAUUGUAGAGAGACCGGAGAUGGACUAAAGUCACCAUGAGACCAUCUGUGGUCUGAUUCCCAGGAACUGUUGGUCUUCAUUUAAAGUCACAAAGUGAUACAUGCUCUUCUUUGCUCAGCACUUUCCACUGGGAUACACCUAUUCUACAUACUGUUUGUAAAGGUGUCUGUGACUCACAAACUCCUUCUCAUGAACCAUGAACUCUGCCUGGGACUUGAUCAUCUCAGAUAUUUGCAAAACAUUGUUUCAUUGUGUAUACAUUUGUAACCACAGGUAAAAGAAAAAUGUGGUAAUGAUCAGUUCAGUAAUUACUAAAUAACAUUGUAUCCUAUUGAAAAACCAUGACAUUUAAUAAAUCAUCUUCAAAACCCAAAAUCUUUCCAUCUGAUCAAUUUAAUGUUGAACCAAAUAAAAUAAUUCUUAUUGUUCUGCCA
This is a messenger RNA of Lates calcarifer (barramundi perch), 1401 nucleotides long. It is a transcript of the gene atpaf1, whose product is annotated as ATP synthase mitochondrial F1 complex assembly factor 1. Gene Ontology annotation, cellular component: mitochondrion. Gene Ontology annotation, biological process: mitochondrial proton-transporting ATP synthase complex assembly. The transcript has 9 exons. The record is from RefSeq and is a predicted model, not a curated record. The coding region runs from base 40 to 975 and encodes 311 amino acids. NCBI's taxonomy places the organism in Eukaryota, Metazoa, Chordata, Actinopteri, Centropomidae.